AUGAGUGGUUUUAAAAAGAAUGAUUUGUACAUAUAUGAGCUUUCACCGCCUGUGCUCAAUUCACUUCAGUUGAUGGUGUUUGAUGCCACAUUAAGAGAAGUACAAAAACCGUUAGAAAAUGAAAGAGAGGCUUCAUCUGUAGAUGUGAAUCAGCUACUGGAGAAGAGGAAGAUUUCUAAUUCAUUACAAUGUGGUUUGUGCUCUCUUGAAUUUAAAGAUCAAGACACAAGAAGAGGGCACUUUAAGACUAGUUUCCAUACGUUUAAUGUGAAAAGAAGUUUGAAAGGGUUGAAUCCAGUGUCCCAAAUCGAGUUUGAAGAGAUUGUACAGGGGGGUAAAAUCCAGAGUAAGACUCCUCCAUCUGAAUCUGAACCUGAAUCUGAAUCUGAAUCGUCCAUGGACGAGAAAGAAGAUAGUGAUAAUGACGAAUUGGAGGACAAUAAGGAAGAGAUCUUGGAGGAGACUAUAGCUAGAGAGUUAGAACAACUGUCUUUGAAUGGACAACAAAAUGCCGAAGAAAGUGCCGUAAGUCAUUUGGCUACGAGAUCAUCUCAGCUGUAUUUCAAGUCUCAACUUUUGUCUGAAUCCCAAGUGUUUGGGCUUUAUAAAUCAUUAUUUGAUAGUGAGACCAUAAAAAAACCAUUUGAACAAUUAAAAGUAUGGAAUGAAACAGAGGAUCAGGCUUCUUCAAUUUCUGCAUUAUUUAUGAUGGGUGGCGGUCAUUUCGCAGGUGCCAUAGUCUCUCACCAGAGGACCAGUGUGCAAGGCAAUCCAAAGAAACAAGAACAAAGUUUACAGGAGCAAGCAGUCAAUUUUAUUGAACAUAAGACCUUCCAUAGGUACACCACCAGAAGAAAACAAGGUGGUUCUCAAUCAGCAAUGGAUAAUGCUAAAGGUAAGGCAAAUUCUGCAGGUUCUUCCUUGCGUCGUUAUAAUGAAGCCGCUCUUAGAUCUGACAUACACAAUCUUUUGAAAGAAUGGAAACCAUACCUAGCUAAAUGUAAGAAUAUCUUCCUGAGAGCUCGUAAUCCCCAAGAUAAAAGGCUUUUCAUUGAAAUGAUUUCACAGGGAAGUACUGAUCAGAGGUUAAAAUCAUUUCCUUUCACCACUGGUCGUCCUAAUGUAGCGGAACUAAAAAGGUCGUGGUGCGAAUUAACACACCUCAAAAUAGCUCCUAAACCGGAACCAUUACCAAUCAAUGAGACACCUAGCGGAAGUACAAAGGCUUCCCAAAAAGCUCAAAAGGAAAAAUUGGAGCCUAUCAAAGAAAUCUCACCAGAGGAAAAGCACACUGAACAGCUUUUGUCACUUCUAAAUAAGGGUAGAGCGCCGCUAAUCGUUGCAUAUUUGCGCAAUAACAAGAUUGACGUCAAUUUCAAUUUGUCUCCUGAGCUUCAGCAUUUUGCCGCCCCUACACUGCUACACUAUGCAUCCCAACAAGGCUUAAAGCAGAUGGUUACAAUCUUGCUGACCAAUUUAAAAGCCAACCCUUGUCUGAAGAACAAAGUCGGGAAGACGCCUUGGGAUGUAUCGAAGAAUUCUCAAACUAGGUAUUCUUUCCAAAUUGCAAGACACAUAUUGGGUGAAAACUUUGCUAAUUGGGAAGAAGCUCAUGUAAAAGAGCCACUAAGUCGAGAACAGGUAGAAAAAAUUAAUAAAGAAGAAGAGCAACGUGCAAACAGCGAAGCUGAAGCUCUUAUCAAAAAGGAACUUGAUGCAGCUAGGAUCAGACAAAGGGAGGAGGAAGAAGAGAGGAAAUUGGAGAAGGAUGCCAAAAGGGGAACUGGAAGAGUGUUGGACAGUUCUACUGUCAAUAGAGAACAAAACUUGAACUCACUCACAGAUGAACAACGUAGAAGGUUAAUGAGAGAACAACGGGCUAGAGCUGCAGAAGCUCGAAUGAACAUUCGAAAAUAA
Molecule: messenger RNA, 1917 nt
Organism: Zygosaccharomyces rouxii
Lineage: Eukaryota; Fungi; Ascomycota; Saccharomycetes; Saccharomycetales; Saccharomycetaceae
Gene: VMS1
Product: Vms1p
Exons: 1
Coding region: 1-1917 (638 amino acids)
Source: RefSeq, a predicted model, not a curated record